Vigna radiata var. radiata (mung bean) is the source of this 1094-nucleotide messenger RNA. Its product is annotated as thioredoxin-like protein slr0233. Bases 212 to 739 code for a protein of 175 amino acids. Gene Ontology annotation, molecular function: protein-disulfide reductase activity; oxidoreductase activity, acting on a sulfur group of donors, disulfide as acceptor. Lineage: Eukaryota; Viridiplantae; Streptophyta; Magnoliopsida; Fabales; Fabaceae. Gene Ontology annotation, cellular component: cytoplasm. The transcript is spliced from 5 exons. The record is from RefSeq and is a predicted model, not a curated record.
AGAGAGUUGGGAUUGGGAGAGUACGAGUCAGAGCAAAGCAGCAGCUUGGGUUGGACCUUGGAGAGUCCGUUUGUUCCUUCACUUUGUUUUCUUUAGAUAUUUUUUUUUUUCUGUCGUUUCAUUGCAAACUGAUACUUCGGUAUCCAAACACACCUCAUCUACAUUUUCUCAUCUCCAGCACAAACAAACACGUGCAUCUCCUUUCGUUCCCAUGGCGAUUUCCGUUUCCGCAUCCUCCGCGAUUUCUUCUUUGAGUUCUGAACGUUCUACGCGCUUGCCGCCAUCCUUUACCUCCGCAUCUUCUUCCGCCAAACAGUUCUCGCUGCAAUUCCCCUCGCGCACGCACCUUCUUCGGAUCAGUACUCCACGCGCUCCUACUUCCCCGCGGCCACGAUUCCUUCUUCAGGUUCAAGCUAAGAAACAAUCCUUUAACUCUUUCGAUGAUUUGCUUGCCAAUUCUGAAAAGCCGGUAUUAGUUGACUUCUAUGCGACCUGGUGUGGUCCUUGUCAAUUCAUGGUUCCCAUUCUCAAUGAAGUAAGCACUCGGCUUAAGGAUAAGAUACAGGUGGUGAAGAUUGACACUGAGAAGUAUCCCAGCAUUGCUGACAAAUACAGAAUUGAGGCAUUGCCAACUUUCAUCAUGUUUAAGGAUGGAGAACCUUAUGAUCGUUUUGAGGGAGCAUUGAAUGCAGAUCAGCUUAUUGAACGCAUAGAAGCGGGACUGAAGGUUGAACAAUAACCCUACUUUGAUGAAGACAGAAAGAAGCUUGUCCAUUGGAAUGUUCGAUCACAUACAUGAUGUGACCGACUUGAGGAUCAUUAGUUGAUUGAACCUCGUUAGACCGACUUGAGGAUCACUAGUUGAUUCAACCACAUUAGACAUUUUUUAAAGUGAUCAUUACCUUUCAUAAGUUAAUUCUUGCCCCUUAUUUAGACUCCUUCCUCUUGAUAUAUACUUUAUUUUCAUUUUCUGAGGCUUAAAAAUAGUGCAAGUAUAGGGAGAUUAAAGUUGGUCAAUGUUUGCUAUAUACUGAUUGAAUCGCAUGGGAAAUGCUAAAUGUGAUGAUACACAUCUUAAAAUAAUUUUAUCAAAA